Messenger RNA from Ochotona princeps (American pika), 3452 nucleotides. RefSeq names its product kelch like family member 4 (gene KLHL4). Gene Ontology annotation, molecular function: protein binding. The transcript is spliced from 11 exons. NCBI's taxonomy places the organism in Eukaryota, Metazoa, Chordata, Mammalia, Lagomorpha, Ochotonidae. Bases 340 to 2526 code for a protein of 728 amino acids. The record is from RefSeq and is a predicted model, not a curated record.
CAGUUGAGAAGGCUGCAAGCCUGCGAUCCGGGCAGCUGGAGAGUGUUGCGGUAGCUGCUUUCCUGUGCUAAGCUGAUUUACUUGUUUAAGGUCUGACCUCAUCAUCCUGUCAGUAUGGGUUCCCACCUACACGGCUAGCUACAGCUUUCUGCUUCAGCUGCAAGGCUGGAAGUAUUCUCAGUGUUCCAUAGGCGGCGGGGGAGGGGAGCAAAAGCUAGCGCGACUGCUCCCCUGGCACUUGUGCUUUUGUUAAUUCCCCGAAGAGGCAGAGAAACACGAGAUAACAAAGGCUCCGUUUCCUUUCUCUGAGAGAAGGCUUUUGUCUUGCCUCCUGCUACGAUGUCAGUGUCCGGCAAGAAAGAGUUUGAUGUGAAACAGAUCCUAAGGCUACGCUGGAGAUGGUUUAGUCAUCCUUCUCAAGGUUCGCCCAGCACUGGAAGCUGCCUUCAGCAGGAAGGAUAUGAGCAUAGAGGGACCCCGGUUCAGGGCAGAUUGAAGAAUCACUCUCGGGACAGAAACGGACUAAAAAAAAGCAACAGUCCUGUCCACCACAAUAUACUAGCACCAGUGCCAGGACCGGCCCCUGCCUAUCAAAGAGCCCUUCAGAAUUGGCACCAACAAAACCUGAUAGAACAUCUUCAAGCAAAUGAAGAGACCCCUAAAGAAGUUACAGGAGAAAAUUUGUUCAAAGAAGCUUAUGAGAAACGCUCGCAGGAUCUGGAGAUGAUGGCUGAGGACAAUCUAGAAGAUUCUACAGCAAGGCUAGAAACACAACAUUCUGAAGAAAUGAAUGUUUGCCGAUCUGAGGAGCAGUUCCAUGCUGUAAACCACGCACAACGAACUCUUCAUAGAAUGGAGAACUACUUGAAAGAGAAACAACUUUGUGAUGUGCUACUUAUUGCAGGACACCUUCGAAUCCCAGCCCAUCGGUUGGUUCUCAGUGCAGUGUCUGAUUAUUUUGCUGCAAUGUUUACUAAUGAUGUUCUUGAAGCUAAACAAGAAGAGAUCAAGAUGGAAGGAAUAGAUCCACAUGCACUUAACUCCUUGGUGCAAUAUGCUUACACAGGUGUGCUGCAAUUGAAAGAAGAUACCAUUGAAAGUUUGCUGGCUGCAGCUUGCCUCCUACAGCUGACUCAAGUCAUUGAGGUCUGCUCCAAUUUCCUCAUAAAGCAGCUCCAUCCUUCAAACUGCUUAGGGAUUCGAUCAUUUGGAGAUGCCCAGGGCUGUACUGAGCUCCUGAACGUGGCACAUAAGUACACCAUGGAACACUUCAUCGAGGUAAUAAAGAACCAGGAAUUCCUUCUACUUCCAGCCACUGAAAUUUUGAAACUUCUGUGUAGUGAUGACAUUAAUGUGCCCGACGAGGAAACCAUCUUCCAUGCUCUGAUGCAGUGGGUAGGACAUGAUGCUCAAACUAGGCAAGGAGACCUGGCAAUGCUGCUUUCCCACAUCCGACUGCCAUUACUUCCACCACAGUUGCUGGCAGAUCUCGAAAACAGUUCCAUGUUUAGUGGUGAUCUAGAGUGUCAGAAACUCCUGAUGGAAGCAAUGAAAUAUCAUCUCUUACCUGAGCGGAGACCUAUGAUGCAAAGCCCUCGGACAAAACCUAGAAAAUCAACUGUGGGGGCCCUUUAUGCUGUGGGAGGCAUGGGUGCUCUGAAAGGUACCACCACAAUUGAAAAAUAUGAUCUCAGAACCAACAGCUGGCUGCAUAUUGGCACUAUGAGUGGCCGUAGAUUUCAGUUUGGAGUUGCGGUUAUUGACAAUAAACUUUAUGUUGUGGGAGGAAGAGAUGGUUUAAAAACAUUGAAUACUGUGGAAUGUUUUAAUCCAGUUGGCAAAAUCUGGACUGUGAUGCCUCCCAUGUCAACCCAUAGGCAUGGUUUAGGUGUAGCCACACUUGGAGGACCAAUGUAUGCUGUAGGUGGUCAUGAUGGAUGGAGUUAUCUAAAUACUGUGGAAAGAUGGGAUCCCGAGGGACGCCAAUGGAAUUAUGUGGCCAGUAUGUCAACUUCUAGAAGCACAGUUGGUGUUGUUGCAUUAAAUAACAAAUUAUAUGCUAUUGGUGGACGUGAUGGAAAUUCCUGCCAUAAAUCAAUGGAAUGCUUUGACCCACACACUAACAAGUGGAGUCUGUGUGCUCCAAUGUCCAAAAGACGUGGAGGUGUGGGAGUUGCUACACACAAUGGGUUCUUGUAUGUUGUAGGGGGUCAUGAUGCCCCAGCUUCUAAUCAUUGCUCCAGGCUUUCUGACUGUGUGGAAAGGUAUAAUCCGAAAAAUGACUCAUGGUCAACUGUGGCGCCACUGAGUGUUCCUCGAGAUGCUGUUGCUGUGUGCCCCCUUGGAGACAAGCUUUAUGUGGUUGGAGGAUAUGAUGGUCAUACUUAUUUGAACACUGUUGAGUCUUAUGAUGCACAGAAAAAUGAAUGGAAACAGGAGGUCCCUAUGAACAUUGGAAGAGCUGGUGCAUGUGUGGUGGUAGUAAAGCUGCCCAAAAGCUGUUUGUAUCAAAUGGAAUCAAACUAGAGAAUUGUAUAAAAUGUAGCAGGAAGAAAAAGAAGAACCAUGUUCUUUUCUACCACUACGACUACGACUAAUCAAACUCAAAAAUUGCUGUGUUUCACUGUGUAGUUACAGUUUCUCUCAUUUGUGAAACCAAUGCAAGUUUGUAAACAUGUGUGACAUAUGAGUGUUAACUGUAUGUGUUAUCAACACUGAUAAUGAAAAGCAAAAUCUCCUAGUCUAGUUUUCACCUUGUUACUAUAAAAUGUUAAAAUACUUCAUGAAAAUUGAUAGUGGCCAAAUUAGGAAGGUUAUAAAAACAUUAGGAAUUUUUAAGAGCCUGAGAAGUUUAAAAAAAAGUCCUAUUUUUUUUAAAGCUUUCUAUUAUCUAGAACAUAACUUGAUAUGAAACAGAUCAAUUAAAGCUUAAAAUAUAAAGUCUGAUUUGUCAGACAUAAUUCUAUUAACCAAGCAACAUCCUACAUAGAUGUGUAAUAUCCUACAUUUACCAAGAAUACAGAUUGUUUUCACUGUAUUGAGAAUUAAAAAAAAUGACUCGCUGACAAAAUAAUGCUAAAUAUACUUUCUCAAAAUGUUCAUAAAUUUAUACUUUUUCCAGGAACUAUCUUCCAGUGUUGGCAUAUAGAUUUGGUAUUUCUUGACAUAUGAUGCUGUUGGGCUAGCUACCAGGCAAUUAUUACUACAAUUUUAUAUCUACAGUGUUUAUAAUAAGCCAUUGGAUAUAAGAAAUUUAAAAGGUAAAAAAAAAAUCAAGAUUGUAAUAAAGUGACCCAAGGUGAACUAAAUUUAGAAAAACAUUAGAUAUGUAUCUAUUAAUACAUUUAUAUCAUCAGCUUUAGGGUGUCAGGGUCUCACUAGUUUAGAAAGUAAUAUUCUUCUCAAACAUUUAUGUCAAUUAUCUAAACAACUACCGUCAUGGAAGACAAAAU